Notothenia coriiceps (black rockcod) is the source of this 823-nucleotide messenger RNA. RefSeq lists its product as uncharacterized. The record is from RefSeq and is a predicted model, not a curated record. The coding region runs from base 1 to 633 and encodes 210 amino acids. Lineage: Eukaryota; Metazoa; Chordata; Actinopteri; Perciformes; Nototheniidae. The transcript has 3 exons.
AUGCGCUUCAGCGCAGAGAAUGACCUCUCCACAGACAUCCCGUUGUUGUUGCUCAUCCAGCUGGAGCUCUAUCCUGAUGACUACGAGAACACCACCCUGUUCCCUCUGCCUGCCAGCAGCAGCUCCGGGCUCCUGCUGGCCUCUGGAGACCCCCUGUGGCAGCUGCCGGGGGGGCAGGACAGUCCAAUCACAGCAGUGGUGCCCAUGUGUGGGGGGGGCUUCUCAAGCAGCACCAGCCAGUCCAGCCUCAGCACCCCGGCCCCUCCCCUGACCCAGCAUCAGGACCAGCUCUACAACACACACUUUGCAGAGGUGUGUGUGCAGAGGAGGGCGGGGGUCCCCAAUGAGAGCACCACCACCCUGGAGUUCUUCUUCGACCGGCCUCCUGAGCCCACCUUCACUCAGGAGAGGAACAGUCAGCAUGCCAUGGAGGUGACUCAGCGGUUCUUUGAGACGGUGUCGGUUCAGUUGGAGCGCUGGUACGAGAGGAAGGUGGCGCAGGUGGAGCAGCAGACGGAGCUCUCAGCUCGGCAGGACAAGAGGGAGCUGCUGCAGAGAAUAAACGCCCUGGAGGAGGAGCUAGAGAGGCUGAAGACCAACGAGAACGCAGAGCUGAUACUGACCAAUGGAUGAUUGGAUGAACUGCUGUACUUUGGUUGAACAUAGAAAAACCCAGCUACAACUUCAACAGGAAAAAUAGAAAAUAGAAAAUACAUAAUGUAUAAGGUUGAUGUAAAUAAUAAGUAAAUAGCACAACUAACUGAUAAAAGUACAAAAGGAGGCUUUUGACUCACUGUCCAAUUGCCAUCCAUGCUUUUGAGUC